Sorghum bicolor (sorghum) is the source of this 3627-nucleotide messenger RNA. RefSeq names its product pentatricopeptide repeat-containing protein At1g52620. The record is from RefSeq and is a predicted model, not a curated record. The transcript has 3 exons. Lineage: Eukaryota; Viridiplantae; Streptophyta; Magnoliopsida; Poales; Poaceae. Gene Ontology annotation, molecular function: protein binding. Bases 234 to 2960 code for a protein of 908 amino acids.
UGUAACCAGGGAAGAAUGAAUCUACUAUCUCCUUCUUCCCCCCUGCGUCUCCUAAGCCCAGCCGGCUGAGAGGGGUAUAACCUCCGCCCUGGAAGACUCUGCCGGAGACUACGAGCUUCGUAGUCGAGGGCCAGCUACCUAGAUCACACUGCCUUUGACAAAACGUGACUUGCUAAAUUUCAUGUGCCUGAAUUUUUAGAGAUGAUGUAUAUAUCAGUGUCCUGCAAUUUCCAAUGUACUGUAACUCCCAACUGAAAUGGCAAUCUUCUGAUUCAAUGCAAGCAAUCCAUUCUGCCGCCUCCGACUCCAAGGGCGCCAGUGGAUGGUUGGAUGCGGCUCGAGGGCUUCCAGCCUCGCCGUCCAACGGCCACGAUGCAGCACAAACACAAAAGCGUGCCGCUGCGUGCGCUCGGCUGGCCAUCGAUUCGCGCCGCGGCCGGCCGCCGCCUCCACCUCGCGCUCGCGCUCGCAGACCGCGGCCGCCGCCGCAGCGUUUGAUGUCAGCGAGGCUCGUGCCCCGCGUCACCCCGCUCCUCCCGCACCGCCCGAGACCGAGCCCGGCCAUCGCCCCCUCCCUCGCGGCGUCGCUCGCGCGCGUGCUCGCCGCGCGCUCCACCGACCCGACCUGGUCCCGCUCCCUCGCGGCGCUCCUCCCUGCCCCGCUCCCCGACGCGCGCCUCGCCGCCGCCGUCUCCGCGCUCGGGGACGCCGACCCGGACCUCGCGGUCGCGCUCCUCUCCUGGCACCGUGCCCACCACCACUGCCAUGGCGGCACCCCGCUCGCCCACUCGGCGCUGCUCCGCCUCCUCGCCCGCGCCCGCCGCUUCGACGCCGCGGACGCCGCGCUCCGCUCCAUGUCCCUCGCGGGGGUUACGCCCACGCGCGGGAGCCUCGGCGCGCUCGCCGCCGCCUACGCCGACGCCGGGAUGGAAGCGAAGGCCGCCGAGGCGUGCGCGCGCGCCAGGGACCUGCACGGCGCGCUCCCCGACGCGCCGCACUGCAACCGCCUGCUCAGGCUCCUCGUGGACCGCCGACGGUGGGAGUGCGCCCGGAGGCUGUACGGCGAGAUGCUCGCCCGGGACCGGGAGGGCGGCGCGGAUGACUACAGCACCUGCGUCAUGGUCCGCGGGCUGUGCCUGGAAGGGCGGGUGGAGGAGGGGAGGCGCCUCAUUGAGGCCAGGUGGGGAGAAGGGUGCGUCCCGGGCGCAGUGUUCUACAACGUGCUGAUCGAUGGCUACUGCCGACGCGGGGACGUCGGGAGGGGGUUGCUGCUGUUGGGCGAGAUGGAGAUGAAGGGGAUCAUGCCAACUGUGGUGACAUAUGGUGCUAUCAUUCACUGGCUCGGGAGGAAAAGCGAUUUGACGAAGAUUGAGAGUUUGCUUUGGGAGAUGAAGGAGAGAGGGCUGUCCCCCAACGUGCAGAUUUACAACACUGUGAUUUAUGCAUUGUGCAAAUGCCGAUCGGCGUCACAGGCAUUGGCUGUUCUGAACCAGAUGGUUGCAAGCAGGUUUGACCCGGAUGUCGUCACAUUCAAUACUUUGAUAGCAGCGUUUUGCCGGGAAGGGGAUGUUGAAGAGGCUCUGAAACUUUUGAGGGAGGCCAUUAGGAGGGAGUUGGAACCGAAUCAGUUAAGCUAUACUCCUUUGAUUCAUGGCUUCUGCGUCAGAGGAGAGGUGAUGGUUGCAUCGGAUUUGCUUGUGGAAAUGAUUGGAAGAGGGCAUACUCCGGAUGUGGUUACACUUGGAGCAUUAAUACAUGGCCUUGUUGUUUCCGGGCAGGUUGAUGAGGCUUUGAUGGUCCGGGAAAAGAUGGCAGAGAGACAGGUGAUGCCUGAUGCUAACAUAUAUAAUGUGCUGAUUAGUGGUCUAUGCAAGAAACGGAUGCUUUCUGCAGCUAAGAACCUUCUUGUAGAGAUGCUUGAGCAAAAAGUCCAGCCUGAUAAAUUUGUAUAUACUACUCUGAUUGAUGGAUUCAUUAGAAGUGACAAACUCAGUGAUGCGAGGAAAAUAUUUGAGUUCAUGGAAGAAAAAGGUGGCUAUCGUGAUAUUGUAGCCUACAAUGCUAUGAUAAAAGGAUAUUGUAAGUCUGGAAUGAUGAAUGAGGCGGUUAUGUGCAUGAGCAGCAUGAGAAAGGUUGGGUGUAUCCCAGAUGAGUUUACAUAUACUACACUUAUCGAUGGCUAUGCUAAAAAAGGCGACAUAAAAGCAGCUCUUAGGUUUUUAUGUGAUAUGAUGAAGCGAAGAUGCAAGCCGAAUAUUGUUACAUACGCAUCACUAAUAUGUGGAUACUGCAACAUCGGUAACACAGACAGUGCAGAAGUUUUGUUUGCAAGUAUGCAGUCUGAGGGUCUAUUUCCCAAUGUUGUACACUACACAGUUCUAAUUGGUAGUCUCUUUAAGAAAGAUAAAGCAAUCCAAGCUGCAGCGUACUUUGAGCAUAUGCUGCUUAACCAUUGCUCUCCUAACGAUGCUACAAUGCAUUAUUUGGUUAAUGGGCUCACAAACUGUAGGUAUGGUAUGAUCAACUCAAACUGCAGUGAUACUGAUCAGGCUCACAAGAAGAGUGCCCUUUUAGAUGUAUUCAAGGGAUUGAUUUCUGAUGGAUUGGACCCAAGGAUUUCGGCAUACAAUGCUAUAAUCUUCAGCUUGUGUCGACAUAAUAUGCUCGGGAAGGCAAUGGAGUUGAAAGAAAAGAUGUCUAACAAAGGCUGCUUGCCAGACCCUGUAACCUUCCUUUCACUUCUUUAUGGAUUUUCUUCUGUUGGAAAAUCAGGGAAAUGGAGGAGUGCCUUACCUAAUGAAUUUCAGCAGGAUGAAUUUGAGAUAAUCUGUAAGUACAUGACAUUGCUCAAUCAGCAUGUAAUGAGUCCAGUUAGAGAUGAAGUCUCUAGGGUUUUACAGCUAUAUGCUGAGGAGUUUCAGUUCCUACAACAACCAGAGCAGAGUUUUGCUGGUUCUUGACUCAGAGUCGUGGUUUACCUGGCUCUUGGGAUCAGGGUGUAACUAUAAUUUGAAUUUUAGCUUCAGCAACUGGAUACCAAGCAGAACUGCAGAAUAGCAUGAUUUAAAAUGCAAGCAAAGUUGUUAUAGAGUGUUUCCUCAAGCACUCAAUUCAAGACUGGCAGUGCAAUUAGCUAGACAAAUUUUUUGCUGGAGAUCGUCCUUGAAGCUUCUCUUGCAUAGCACUAUAUUUUGGAUUGCUUAUAACCCACAACCCAUCAGCAUUGAUGCAGUACAGUGCAAGCAGCAGUGGAGCAUCAUUGGGAUCAACACGGGCCAUGGCCACCCCUGCAUACGAGUAAUUUGGUAAGCAAAUUAAAUCAGCCGCUCCGUCGUAACAACGCACAGCAGCACUGUUGAACUUCCCCCACCUGUAAUGUAACAUUAGCCAAAAUAUAAGGUAUUCGCAUCUGCAUAUACUUAUGUACAUAGUUGCUGACCAUACCAUCUGAGCUACUAACCGUGUUAGCACAAGAGGCCGCAUGACAAAAAAGUGUUUCCCGGGAUUAUCAUCACUAGAAGUAGGAGCGAUGUAUCCCAAAUAUUCUGUUCAUUUAGUACAAACCUGUUUACUGGAGACAAAAUUAAGGCGUUUAAAUACUUAAAUGCAAUUCUGAUGUUUUCUUCA